Messenger RNA from Apodemus sylvaticus (European woodmouse), 7392 nucleotides. RefSeq names its product sodium voltage-gated channel alpha subunit 7 (gene Scn7a). The record is from RefSeq and is a predicted model, not a curated record. The transcript has 25 exons. Gene Ontology annotation, molecular function: voltage-gated sodium channel activity. Gene Ontology annotation, cellular component: plasma membrane; voltage-gated sodium channel complex; axon. Lineage: Eukaryota; Metazoa; Chordata; Mammalia; Rodentia; Muridae. Gene Ontology annotation, biological process: sodium ion transmembrane transport; neuronal action potential; membrane depolarization during action potential. The coding region runs from base 265 to 5307 and encodes 1680 amino acids.
GGGAGGCAGGAAGGCAAAGGAAACAAAAAAGGCUUCAAGGCUUACUGGGCAUCUGUCUGUAGGUGGUCUCUGGGUCUGUGACUGUGGAGCCAGCCAGGUGGCGGAGUGGCUACGGGGCAGCAGCAGUGGACAGCAAGCAGAGUGCGACAGCCUCCGAAGCAGGCAUCUGAGAAGCCAAGACCAGGAGAGCAAAGGGCUUCCUUCUGAGGUUCUUGCUGGAGUUUUAGUGAAGACUAUCAUUUGCCAGCAAGUACAAAGUUGAAAAUGUUGACUUCCCCAGAGCCGAAGGGUCUUGUCCCAUUUACAGCAGAAUCACUUGAACUUAUAGAAAAUCACAUUGCUAAGAAAUGCAAUGAAGAGCAGGAAGAGGAAGAUUCGAAACCAAGGCAUGAGCUAGAAUCUGGCAAGAAUCUUCCAUUUACCUAUGGAACCCUUCCUCAAGGUACCGUGUCAGAGCCCUUGGAAGAUGUGGAUCCAUACUACUAUGUUAAAAGGAAUACUUUCAUGGUCUUAAACAGAAGCAGAGUCAUCUUCAGGUUCAACGCAGUUUCUAUCUUCUGCACAUUGUCUCCUUUGAGCUCUCUCAGAAGAGCAGCUAUCAAGGUUUUGGUGCAUCCCCUUUUCCACCUGCUGAUUUUAAUUAGCGUUCUCACUGACAGCGUACUUAUGUGCAUGAGCAAUCUACCGCAAUGGAUAUUGGCAAUAGAGAAUACUUUGCUUGGGAUUUACACAUUUGAAAUACUUGUAAAAGUCAUUGCAAGAGGUAUCUGGGCAGGGUCGUUUUCCUUCCUUGGGGAUCUUUGGAACUGGCUUGAUUUCAGUGUAACUUUGUUCGAGCUUAUCACAAGGUUUUCACCUCUAAGCUCCCUUCUAAUGCUCAAAACUGUAAGAACCUUGAGAAUUUUGAAGAUUAUUCCUUUGAACCACGGCCUGCAGUCUAUUGUGGGGACACUGGUCCACUGUUUGAAGAAACUCUUUGGUGCCAUUGCCCUAGCUCUGUUUUCUCUGACUGUGUUUUCACUACUCGGAAUGGGUCUGUUCAUGGGCAACCUGAAGCACAAAUGUCUGCGGUGGCCUCAAGACAAUGAAAAUGACACACUGCACAACAGAACUGGAAGCCAGUACUAUAUUCCAGAAAGAGAAAACUUCUACUAUAUGGAAGGCGCGAGGUAUGCUCUCCUAUGUGGAAACAGGACAGAUGCUGGCCAGUGUCCAGAAGGUUAUGUGUGUGUAAAAGAAGGCACAAAUCCUGACAAUGGCUUCACAAGUUUUGACAAUUUUGGCUGGGCCCUACUUGCUAUGUUUCGAUUGAUGACGCAGGAUUACCCUGAAUCACUUUAUCACCAGAUCCUUUAUGCAUCAGGAAAGGUCUACAUGGUCUUUUUUGUUGUUAUCAGUUUCUGGUUUGCCUUCUAUAUGGCGAGUUUGUUCUUGGGCAUACUCACUAUGACCUAUGAAAAGGAAAAACAGAGAGCUUGUGAGAAAUCUGGAAACAUGGAUCCUAAAUGUCAACAGACUGUGAAGGAACUCGAGGAAGGAAAUGGAGCAGCUGAGAUGAAAACUACACAAAUAGAAAUGAAGAAAAGAUCGCCAACUUCUAUAAACACCACACUGGAUAUACUAGAAGACACUGCCCUUGGACACAAAGAAGAACCAGAAACAUCCAGGAAGAAAUGUCCACUAUGUUGGCAUAAGUUUACUAAAACCUGCUUCAUCUGGACAUGCUCUCCCUGUUGGGUGAAACUGAGCGAGUUUGCUGAUAGAAUUAUAACACACCCAUUGGCUGAUCUUUUUCUUGUCAUAUGCAUUCUUUUAAACAUAUGCUUCCUGGCCCUAGAACAUUUUCCAAUGAGUAAGGAGCUCAUGUCUCUCCUUCACAUCGGAAACAUGGUUUUUAUUGGAAUUUACACAAUAGAAAUGAUUUGGAAGAUAAUUGCUAUGCAUCCAUAUGGGUAUUUCCAAAUAAGCUGGAAUAUUUUUGACAGUAUACUUGUGGUUUUGGGGUUAACAGAAACUUUACUAGCAAGUGCUGAAGGAAUGGCUGUUUUUAUAUCAAUCCCAUUGAGAUUUAUAAAACUAGGGAAAUAUGGACCACCGUUUUCGAAUUCGAUGCGCAUCCUUGGUAGUGCGUUGGUGACCCUGAGAGACUUGGUCCUGUUGCUCGGCAUAUUUGUUUACUUCUCUGCCGUGUUUGGCCUGAAGCUGUUCGGUCAAAGUUUCAAAGACUGUGUCUGCCGCAUAGAUCAAGACUGUCCACGCCCACGCUGGCACAUGAGUGACUUCCUGCAUGCCUACAUGACCGUGUUCCGGAUCCUCUGUGGAGAGUGGAUAGAGACAUUAUGGGAGUGUAUGGAGGUUGCAGGCCAGGCCUGGUGUAUUCCUUUUUACAUGAUGGUCAUUUUAAUUGGAAAUUUAUUGAUACUUUACCUCUUUGUGGCAUUGGUGAGCUCUUUCAGUUCCUAUGAUGCUACAACGGAAAUGAGCAAAGAAGCCAAAAACCUUCAGCUUGCCACGGCAAGGAUAAAGGCGGGAAUAAGCUCUGUGGUUCUUAAAAUGUCGUGCACAGAAAGAAGUGUUCCUACAGAAGCAACAGACCAAACAUGUGAUCUAAGCGUUAAAGAGAAUAUUUCUGGCCAUACUCUUUCUGAACUGAGCAACACCCAAACGUUCCUCGGAUAUAAGGACCAGAGCAGCGGCACUGAGAAAACUCCAAUCACUGAGUCCGAGAGCCAGUCGCUGACUGCUAGUCCCAGUGCCUCAGAAACUGUGCCGAUUGCUUCAGGAGAAUCUGAUGUAGAAAAUGUGUGUAACAAGGAGACUCGGAGCAAGUCUGGGAAUGGAGGCAGUAGAGAGAAAAUGAAGCAAUCUAGUUCAUCUGAGUGCAGCACAGUUGAUAUUGCUAUUUCUGAAGAAGAAGAAAUGAUCUAUGAACAUGAAAAGUCGAAGCUUCGUAAAAAUGGUUAUGAACGCAAAUCUUCAACUGGUCAAGUCAGUAGAGAAUCUAGGAAUGGAAAGAUUUGGAAGAACAUCAGGAAAACUUGCUGCAAGAUAGUAGAGAACAGUUGGUUUGAGUGUUUCAUUGGCCUGGUCACUCUGCUCUGCACAGGCACUCUGGCUCUUGAAGACAUAUAUAUUGAUCAGAGAAAAACCAUUAAAAUCUUACUGGAAUAUGCGGACAUGAUAUUUGCAUACAUCUUCAUUCUGGAGAUGCUUCUCAAGUGGGUGGCUUAUGGCUUUAAAGCCUUUUUCUCUAACAACUGGUACAAGCUGGACUUCAUGGUCGUUAUUGUGUUUUGUCUUAGCUUAAUAGGCAAAACUCGGAAAGAUCUGAACCCUCUUAUGUCCAUAAAGUUCCUUCGAGCACUAAGAGUUCUGUCUCAGUUUGAAAGAAUGAAGGUGGUCGUGAGAGCUUUGAUAAAAACCACAUUACCCACUGUGGGUGUGUUGCUGGUCUGCCUAAUGAUCUGGCUGCUUUUCAGUGUUAUUGGAGUGCAUUUAUUUGCUGGGAAGUUCUAUGAAUGCAUUGACCCAACAAGGGGAGAAAGAUUCUCUGUAUUUGAAGUUAUGAAUAAGAGUCAGUGUGAAAACCUGGUAUUUAAUGAAUCUAUGCCAUGGGAGAAUGCAAAAUUGAACUUUGAUAAUGUUGGAAAUGGUUUUCUUUCUUUAUUCCAAGUAGCAACAUUUAAUGGAUGGAUCAGCAUUAUGAAUUCAGCAAUUGAUUCUGUUGGUGUAAAUAUGCAGCCUAGUUUCGAGCACAACCUGUACAUGUACACUUACUUUAUCAUCUUCGUUAUGUUUGGAUUAUUUAUCCCUCUAUGUAUGCUGAUUGGUGUUAUUGUUAGUAAUUUCAACAAGCAGAAAAUUAAGCAGGGAGGAUCAAAUAUCUUUAUAACAGUAAAACAGAAAAAACAGUACCGGGCACUGAAGAAGCUCUUAUAUGCAGACUCUCAAAAACCAGCACCCCGCCCAAUAAACAAGUUCCAAGGCUUCAUUUUUGAUCUAGUAACACAUCGUGUCUUUAAUGUUAUCAUCAUACUUCUUAUCUGUUUCCAAGCAACAACCAUUAUGAUACAAAACGAUGAGCAGAGUCCACAAAUGGAAGCUGCUGUCUUCUGGAUGAACUCCAUUUUUGUCAUGCUGUUCACUCUGGAAUGCAUACUGAAGCUCACUGCCUUCCACUGCCACUACUUCACCAGUGCAUGGAAUGUUCAUGACUUCAUGGUGGUCAUUUUCUCCAUUACAGGACUGCUGGUACCUUUGACAAUUGGACAAUACUUUGUGCCUCCUUCACUUGUGCAGCUGAUACUUCUCUCUCGUGUCAUCCACAUCCUGCGUCCUGGGAAAGGACCAAAGGUGUUCCAUGAUCUGAUGCUCCCCUUGAUGCUGUCACUCCCAGCAUUGCUGAACAUUAGUCUUCUCAUCUUCCUGGUCAUGUUCAUCUACGCCAUCUUUGGAAUGUACAAUUUUGCCUACGUGAAGAAAGAAGCUGGAAUGAAUGAUGUGUCCAACUUUGAGACCUUUGGAAGCAGUAUGCUCUGUCUCUUUCAAGUUACAACCUUUUCUGGUUGGGAUGGGAUGCUGGAUGCCAUUUUCAUCAGUCAGUGGUCUGACUGCGAUCCUGAUAAAAUUAAUCCAGGGACUCAGGUCAGGGGAGAUUGUGGGAGCCCUUCCGUUGGGAUUUUUUAUUUUGUCAGUUACAUCCUCAUAUCAUGGUUGAUCAUUGUUAACAUGUACAUUGUUUUGAUCAUGGAGUUCUUAAGUAUUCCUUCUAAGAAAAAAGCCAGGACCUUGAGUGAAGAUGACUUUAGGAGAUUCUUCCAGGUAUGGAACAGGUUUGACCCUGAUAGGACACAGUACAUAGAUUCUAGCAAGCUUUCUGAUUUUGCAGCUGCUCUCGAUCCUCCACUUUUCAUGGCAAAACCAAACAAGGGCCAGCUUGUGGCCAUGGAUCUCCCCAUGGCUGCAGGAGACAGAAUCCAUUGCCUUGACAUUUUACUUGCCUUUACGAAAAGAGUAAUGGGAAAGGAUGAGAGGGUGGAGAAGAUCCUUUCAGAGAUAGAAUCAGGGUUCAUGUUAGCGAACCCUUUCAAAAUCACAUAUGAGCCAAUUACAACUACUUUGAAACGCAAACAAGAGGCAGUUUCAGCAACCAUCAUCCAGCGAGCGUACAAAAGUUACCGCCUAAGGCAAAAUGACAAGAAUGUAUCAGAUAUCCCCUCAAUAGAUGAGGACAGAGAGGAUCUUACUUCUAAAGGUGUUCGCUCUGGCAAAAUUGAGGAGAAGGCGUCUGUUCAGACCCAGAUCUGAUGGCACUUCCUGUUUCUACUUUCUUUACAUGUUUCCCCAAACUCUAAAUGCUUAACGAAGGUGGAGAUCAGAGACUAGACGUAAUGAUCACAUCUGUGUUCCCACACAUCUCCAUGACAAGCUCAGCUUUUUGUCUAGUCAUCCAAUGCAUCAGGAAAGACAGCAGCCCAGCCUUGCUGCAGGUAGCUACACUGUUGCCAUUUAGCUAUUUAAAAUGUUUCUACUUGGCUUGUCUAGCAUCGCCUCUAGGGGAAGAUGUGUAGGAGAAAAGGGGAAGGAAGGGAAAUCAAUCUCAACAGCUAAACAGUUUUCUUUAUAUAUUUUAUAUGUAAUUUUAGAGCUCAGGUCACCAUCCUUGGGGUUUUGUUGCUGAUAUGAGAUGCUUCCUUAAAGUGUGAUUGUGCUUCAGAAAAAGAGAAGCACAGAAGGACCGCAUUAACUCACAAACAUGCAUAAAUGCUGGGAGUGGGAGGGGGCAGAAAGUGCAGGUGUUCAGAAAGUGCCUUUCAGUUCAGUCCUGGGCUAAAUUACAAUAUCUAUUGUUUAACUGAAACCCUACUCCCCCUCCCCCCCCUUUUUUUUUGCUUUCUUCCUGUUGCCUUUUUGUGUUUUCUUUCCUCUUGCGUUUGUUUGCUUGCUUUGUUUUGUUGCUUUCUUUAGUUUUGGAUAGUAGAUGCCGACAUUGUUGCAUUGCUCCUGGUUCCUCAAGGCUAGGCAAUCUCUCCAUGAGCUCUAGCUCAGCAACAACUGAGAUUUCCAGAGCAAGAAGCAUAGAUGAAACCACACUUAAUAUGACUACAUUUUCUGUAUUUGAUUCACAUUUAUAUAUUUUUAAAAGUAUACAUUUACUAAGAGGAUAAAAUAGAGAUAAAUGUUAAUGGACUGAAGCUUUACCUUAUUCUAAAAACUAAUGUAUUUUUUACUGCUUUAUCUAUAGCAGGUGCAUGCUGUCAUUUAAAUUAGAAGAGUGGAGGGCAACCAGCAUGUUUAGGGAUUUUUCAGUGCCCUGACCCUUAAUUAGGAAACUGGCCACUUGAAAGUUCUUUCCAUUGCACUUUGUAUUUCUUGUAACUUAAAGAAAAAGGCGAUCCUUCAGACAAUAGGGGUUAUGAAUUAACAGGUGAAACUUAGGUUGGUAUUUUAUAACAUCAUUAUAUACAAAUUAGUUUUAGUGAUCACAUAUAUUUUACUUUAUUUGUUUUAUAUCUUGUCAUACAUAUAAGUACUCAUGCAAAUGUUUUAUAUUUGAGAAUCUAUAAAAUAACAGACAUUAGUUUUAACUACUGGUAUUAUUUUUGUUAAUAUAAAUAGCUUUGAUUUCUUGACAAAAUUGUUGAUGCCCAUCCAUGUAGUUUGAGAAUCUGAUAUUUUCUCCAUUUGUAUAAAAACUGAUUUCCCUGUGUGUAUGACGUCCUCCAGAAUUAAAAAGAAAAUAUAUAUACAUAUAUUUAUAUAUUCUACUGAUUUAGAAUAUAUAUAUAUUCAACUAACUUAGAUAAGAAGCUUUAAAUGGGUUUUAUGAAACUCAAUGCCAUUAUCUCCUAGAGAUUGUAUUUUAUAAUGGACGCAUGGACUUGAGCCUUAACUCCUAUAAUCUACUUCUGAUCCUCAGAAACUCAAUGACUUUACCAACUUGACUUGGGUGAUCACUUAAAUAAAUGAAAUUUUAGAGUCUGGGGGGGUUGGUUAAUUGUUGGUUGGUUGGUUUGUUGGUUGGUUGGUUUUUAUUAAAGUAUUUCCCCUUCACUGUUCACUCUCUGUCAUAUGAUAAAGACAAGAGAAGCAUGGGAGAUUUAACUGUUGACAUGAUGACAGCUUCCCUGUUACCUCAAUAUCUCAGUUUUCCAACUUCUGGGAAUGCCUUAAUGAGGAAAGUGCUACAGAGAGUAAGACUAAAUCAUGACUUGCUUCCAUAAAUCCCAUUAAGACAACAUACUGGGAUGGAAAAUCAUUUUGCUGUUAUUUAUAAAGAAUGUCAAGCAAUAGCCAUUGAAAAAGUAGAAAGUUUCAUUUCUGAUCGACUGUUGCUGAAUGUCCUCCUUUUGAAAUCCCACAGAAAAUAAUAAACAUAACCUGUUAAACAUA